Scaptodrosophila lebanonensis is the source of this 2776-nucleotide messenger RNA. Its product is annotated as ras-GEF domain-containing family member 1C. Gene Ontology annotation, biological process: Ras protein signal transduction; positive regulation of GTPase activity. The coding region runs from base 251 to 2410 and encodes 719 amino acids. Gene Ontology annotation, molecular function: guanyl-nucleotide exchange factor activity. Lineage: Eukaryota; Metazoa; Arthropoda; Insecta; Diptera; Drosophilidae. The record is from RefSeq and is a predicted model, not a curated record. Gene Ontology annotation, cellular component: plasma membrane. The transcript has 6 exons.
UGCUAGUUUAAAAAAUAUAAAAAGUACGCAACUAAAGAAAAUAAUUGAUGUACUAGACAAAAUGCAUGUGCCAUGAGAAAUACGAGUAAAGCGGCAAGCGAAUCGCAAACUGGCAACUAUUUUGCUGCAGAAAUGUGUUUGCUAAUGCAUUGAUAUUAAUCCAAAGAGCCUUCAGGGUCAUACGCAUUUUACCAACUCGAAACCAACAACCUAAUACACACAUCCUCUCCAACUAACCAAUUAAUUUGCAAUGGACGAAGACAUUAUGAAUGCUGUAGAAUCUCUCUUCGGAAAGGAUGUCAAAAUUGUGGACUGCGAAACUUCAUCGUCGGUGCAGCAGGAAGAGGUUCUGCUAAUAAACGGUGUGCCAGUCAAGUUGGAUGGCCUGCCAGCGGACGACGCAAGGGCCAUUAAGAGUGCGCUGCUCGAUGGGCAAAUGCCGGCAGUAGAACACUUGAAUCAGCUAUUAUUUCGCGCAGGUCUAGCGCAAAAGCCCAUCGAGGUCGAGACAUCGUUGACAGUCAAAUCUUCCCUAACCACGACCGAGGAGGUGCUGGUCUCUCGCAAUGGGCAGGUGUUGGAUGAACGCACCAUCGAAACGAAGGAGCACUUCAACCAUCAGUCCCAACAGAAGGAAAUUUGGAAUCCUCUUAAACAGCAACCAGCAAUCGCGCGUCUUAAUUCAGAAAAAGCGCUCAAAUAUCGAUCCAAUUCGAAUUCUACAUUUGCAUCGCAAGCUUCGGGCCCAGACAGUAGCGCAUCCAACCUUCCCGAUCGCCUGCUUAACCAAACAUUCUCGAAUGCGUCAAUGAUGUCCUCAAAUUCGCUUAUAACUGACUCUGAUCAAGUUAUUGGUUCUUCCACAACCAUUGGGGAUAAAAGCUCGAAUAUCAGCAGUUGUGACUCCGGACAUGAUGGCCUUUUUCACAGCGUAUCGCUCACCGCUCCUUGGUCCCACGUCGCCGGGGAUACUCAGACAGAUUCGAUGUACUGCGACAUUCCUAGUUCGGCCGAUGAAGCAGACACGGUUUCAACCUCAGUACGAAAUCCCAAUUUAAAAAUAACUGAGGAACGAGAUGAAGCGAAUGAAUGCCAAACACAGCCAAACUACGCCAAAGACAUACCACAACCUUGCACACUUGAUGCCCUAAUUAAACUAUUAACCACUUCCACGGAUGAAGAAUUCCACUUUACGCUUUUGCUAUGCGCACGUUUAGUUCUUCAACCACACGAACUACUUGCAAAGGUUGCUCAGAAAAUCCAGAUGCAAGGUGCUGAAGAAAAGGACUUGCUGGUGCACCUGCUUACCUAUUGGCUACAUAUAUGUCCUGCUGAUUUUGGGGAUGAAGCCUUGCUGCAAGUAUUACGCGAGUUAACAACUGGAAACUAUAGACAUAGAAGCAACCUGAUCGCCUUCUUCGAGACCAUUCCCGACUCUCUGGGGCAGAUCGAUGCCAAGCGAAAGAAUAAACUGCAGUAUUUAGUGGCUAAACAGUCUUCGUCAGGUUCUCUAGGCAGGCAAAGCAGCUUUAAGUCCCUUAAGCGUUUCGCCACGAACGUAUACAAGUCCGAUAAUGUGUUUAAUAUAUGCAGUUCCGCUUUCGAACUUGCGCAUCAACUAUAUGCCAUUGAGCAUGCCUAUUUGUCGCACAUGCGACUAGAGGAAUUUCUAGAAAUGCUAGUUUCGGAUGAGCUGAAGCGUUGCAUUUCUGAAACAGACGGAGAUACUCCCAGAUUUAAGCAGGGGGUGGUCAGUAUAGCAGCCUAUGUGAAAUGGUUUAAUCGCAUCAAGCAUCUGGUUGUCACAGAGAUUUUGAAGCAAAGCAAAAAAUCUCAGCGUGUGCAGAUGAUUGACUAUUGGAUUGAGACGGCUUUGGAGUGCUUUAAUACGGGAAAUUUCAACAGUUUAAUGGCCAUUAUAGGGGCCCUAAAUAUGAAAAGCAUAAAGCGCCUUAAGAAAACCUGGUCCAAGGUGCAGAAAACAAAAUUUGUGGGCUUGGAACAUCAAAUGGAUCCCACUUCGAAUUUUGCAAAUUAUCGCUCUACUAUGAAGGCAGCCGUCUGGCGCUCCGAAAGGGAAUCGGCCAAUAAAAUUGAACGUGCUAUUAUACCAUAUUUCUUGCUGUUCCUUAAGGAUUUCUGUUCCAUAAAUGAAAAAUAUACAACACACUUAGCCGGGGGAAACAUCAAUUUUGAGAAGUUCAUACGCUUCGGCACUGAAUUGCAAAGUUUUUACAAAUGGCAACGAGUUGACUGUCCCUACGAUCAAUUGCAAAAGGUUGUGAACUAUUUGCAAAACGCUGAAACGCUUUCUGAUGAUUCGCUAAUGAAAGCCUCGUACGAAUAUGAGACACCGGAUGGUGCAGAGGAAAAAGACCAUUACAAGACGUUAAAGGCAGCUAAAAAAUAAAUCACACAAUCAUAUUCGACAAUCAUGUAUCAAGACAGCUUGUCUUUACACCACCGGGCAUUCUUCCAGAGAAACUCAUCAGGCCCAAAAGUGCAAUAAGCCUCGCACAAACUCAAGUUUGUAAAUUUUUUGUUGGCAUUUACAUCGCAAAACCGUUCAUUACUUUUUUAACACUGCAAUUAAUUUUGUUAAUUUGUACUUAGUUUAGGGACUGUUUAGUAUAUAGCCGAGUAUAUACAGUAACGGGCAUUUACAUAAUUCGAAACACCAAAAAUACGCAUAAAAUUACUAAAGUAGUUUUGCGAUUAAAUAAAUAAACGUUCAACCGUUGUAUUUUUUACCAAAUAAAAUAAUUAAAAAUACAUA